Molecule: messenger RNA, 2304 nt
Organism: Ostrea edulis (European flat oyster)
Lineage: Eukaryota; Metazoa; Mollusca; Bivalvia; Ostreida; Ostreidae
Exons: 6
Coding region: 731-1594 (287 amino acids)
Biological process (GO): immune response
Cellular component (GO): membrane
Molecular function (GO): tumor necrosis factor receptor binding
Source: RefSeq, a predicted model, not a curated record
GAACUUCCCGUCCUUCGUGUAGCAUUUUUCAGAGAACCGCCGAACAAAAUGGAGAUAAAAAGUGAAGGGAAAUGCUAAAAGACGUGCAUAUUUGCAUAUCAUUAUACAGGAAGAUGUGAAUUUCACUUCCUCCUCUAUAGCUAAAUAUACAGUGGAGUUUCAGGAAAGUCCUCUCAGUUGGACAACAAACAUGACGGACGAUCAACAGAGGCCGCAGUGUUAGAACGAUGACGACCUCAGUUCCGAACACUCUAACCAUUUCUUUAGUUUUCAACGUACUACUGGGCCUAACCUUCGGCGGCUUGUAUAUUUUCCUGUAUCCAGGAAUCGAUUUCCAUAAAGAAAACCCCCGAAAUGAACGCGUGUACUCUGGUGACAGUUUUAAACAGAAUGGAUUCUGCUUUUCCUGUGAUGACCUUGGGUCAGGAGCCUUGCUUAAAGAAACAUUGUACACUGAUAUUGUAACGAUGGACUGUGGACACCGUCUGUGCUGUACUACAGACGAUGUGCUUCGAGAUUUCCUAUUAGCAGUAAGUGACAGAAAUAAACGAGAACAGUAUCUCUGCUUUAAACAAAUCAUUCCAAUUCUGGAGAGGACGAGAUCCCGCCGCCCAUGUCUAUAUCGACAGCCACAAUCCCAUAUCAAAAGAUAGCGGGGAAAACCCACGCUCCACUAACAAAACAUUGACGAAAAGUGGCACAGCAAAUCAGAGAUCAAAACACAUUCAGGAUGAGUGCUCCAUCGAGUCGAAAUUGCAAGUGCUUCAUGAUAUUUUCCUGUGCAGUAAAUGUGGUACUUGCGAUAGUAUUUGGCGUGUUGGUAGGACUGAAUUGGGACAAAUUACUUGACAACUAUUUUCGGUUUUCAAACUCGGAGACUCCACAAUCAAUGAUCGGAAAUGCAACUGUAAGCGGGAAAGCCAUAACGAUUAGAGACUCUGUUUGUUUUUCUUGUGACUAUUUGGGCAGUGGUGUAAGUGUAAAUGAAACACUAUACGAGGAAAUCGUUACAACAGAUUGUAAACACAAACUGUGCUGCAUAAAAGACAAAGUGAUCCAUGAUUUUGUGAUAGCGACUCAAAAUGAAAAUAACAAAAAUGAAAACAGUUCAUCAAUUAGGGAUUCCUUCGCCUGGUGGAGAAACAGGGCUAACUCAGCCCAUUUCUAUCUGGACCGGGAAAUCCCCGUAUCAAAAGAAAACAAACUUCGUUGGAAAGCUGACGAUACAUAUGGGACUGCAUUUGCACAAGAUAUAGUUCUUGUCAAUGGAACUCACAUGAGAAUCAAACAAGAUGGAAUCUACUUCAUCUACACUUCCACCACCUUCGACCAUAGUAGGCAGGACACGGUGGAAACCAUCUAUCAAAGUCUGAUCAAGUACCACCCUUAUUUACCAAAGACAGGCGACGUGGACCUCGUUUUCAGCAAGUUUGGUGGAUCCCGUGAAUCUGACAGACAUCACACAAAUUUUUUGGCAGGAGUGUUCAAGCUGGAACCCGGAUUCCUCAUCGCAAGUUCCCUUUCUCAGAGAGGACACGUGUUUCUUGAUGCAUCUUCGCCCAUAAAAAAUUAUAUCGGGCUAUAUAAGUUAUAGCUACCAGAUACAGUAGUUGAAACUGAAAUGAUUUGAUACUGAGAGUACACUAGCUGUGUAAAUGCCAGUUGAUAAUAUUUCUUUACAGACCGAUCGAAGAUCAGAACACUAAGAUGUAAAUCAUUUUGUCAAACAGUGAUUUUUCUCCUCUUUCAACAGAAUUGCAGAGGGAUACAAUACUUUGCUCGUUUGUUCGCAUGUUUGGUACUUCCGCAAAUGUAUAAGAUUUAAGACACAUCUCGUGCGUGUACUAAAUAUUGUAUUCUUAAGGUUACUGAUGAAAUGUCAAGGUCACUCAAAGAGAAAAUUCUAAUAUUUUUUUUGUCAACAACAUCGAAGGUUCUCUUUUUUUUUUUUAAUCCAAGUCGUUUACCAGAUUAACAUUUCUUGUACCUUAUAUACAUAUGUAAAAACACGGUUCCUAUUGGAAGCCAAUGUUACAGGUGAAAGGUUAAGGUUUUAAGGUCAUUUGAAGGUUAUCAAAGACUUUGUAAGGACAAUUAUAUUGCUACAUUUUAAAUCUACUUUAUUUUAAUUUCAAAUUUAAAAGGUCAAGGUUUCUGGGAGAGAUACUGUUAGUUUCAUUGAAUUCUAGUUUUUGCCGUGUAUUUUGAGUUCAAUUUCAAACGCACUUGCAAGGAUGCUGAACUUGUUCCUACUAUACUUCGAGAAUUGAUAUAAAAAAGAUCAAUGAGCAAUGGAAUUAAAAA